Molecule: messenger RNA, 3435 nt
Organism: Drosophila rhopaloa
Lineage: Eukaryota; Metazoa; Arthropoda; Insecta; Diptera; Drosophilidae
Exons: 4
Coding region: 1-3249 (1082 amino acids)
Molecular function (GO): UDP-glycosyltransferase activity
Source: RefSeq, a predicted model, not a curated record
AUGCGCUUCACUUCUGUUUGGCCAGUUCUGGUCGUGUGUCUCUUUUUGCACCUGAAUCUUAGCCGUGAUCUGGCACAGGCGGCCAACAUCCUGGGCAUAUUUCCAUUUCACUGCCCCUCGCCCUUUCUGGUAGUUCGGCCGUUAAUUCAGGCGCUUCUAAAUCGAGGACAUAAUGUGACCCUCAUCACACCAGAGGGCAUGCUAACCGACCUCAAGGGAGCCCGGCAUAUACGAAUUCCCAAGCUUAACGAACACAUGCAGGAAAUAAUUGAAUCGGACCGAAUUUUGGACUUCUUGAUAAACAAAUGGACGGAGGGCACUCUGGCUGCCACAAUGUAUUUCCACAUGUCCCAAGAUAUCCUGAGUGACGAUGCCGUUCAAAGGAUGCUGCAGGACCAAAGCGAAAAGUUUGAUCUUAUUAUGAUUGAGGCGAGCAACCUGGAUGCGCUUUACGGACUUGUGGAACACUACAACGCCACUCUUGUGGGCCUAAAUAGCUUAGGAGUAAACUGGUUCACCGAAGAAUUGGCUGGGAAUCCGGCGCCGAGCAUAUACGAACCCAUCUCACAUUUGGGCUACUCCAGGGACCACUCCUUAACGAGCAGGUUUUACAACUGGAUCCAUAUCAUAGAGGAGAAGUUGCUGGAGAACUUGAUCGUAUUGCCAGCUCAGCUGCGCCUCUUUAAAAAGUUCUUUGGCUAUUCGGAUCAAAAAUUCUAUGACCUGCGGAACAGAUUCUCUGUGAUCUUAGUGAACAACCACUUUAGUAUGGGCAAAGUGCGUUCCAAUGUGCCCAAUCUUAUCGAAGUGGGAGGUCUGCAUCUCAGCGAGCCCCCGGAACCAAGUGAUGAGAAUCUGCAGAGAUUUAUGGACGAGGCGGAACACGGAGUAAUCUAUUUUUCAAUGGGCCUGGACAUCAUGGUAAAGUUUCUUCCGGAAAACAUUCAGCAAACUCUUAUAAAGUCCUUUGCAAAGUUGAAGCAGCGAAUUGUUUGGAAGACUGAGUACCUAAAUAUGUCUAAUAAAUCGGACCACAUAUAUGUGAUUGAAAAAGCACCCCAACGGCACGUUUUGGCGCAUCCCAAUGUCCGCCUUUUCAUUACAAACGGAGGACUGCUAAGUGUGAUGGAGGCGGUUUCCAGUGGAGUUCCGAUGCUGGGACUGCCGAUCUUCUUUGACCAGUUUGGAAAUUUACGAUGGGCGCAAGCAGCGGGCAUAGCCAAGGUUUUGGACAUCAACACCCUGAACGCAGAUACACUGACUUCAAAUAUUCGGCUAGUUAUUGAAAACUCUAAAUACGCGCUGAGGGCCAAGGACAUGUCGAACACUUUUCGGGAUCGACCUUUGAGUCCUUUGGAUACGGCGGUUUGGUGGACGGAGUAUGCAUUGCGAAACCGGGAUAUAACCCACAUUCGACUCAAUGCUGAGGAAAUUCCAAUUUUGCAGUACUAUAGAAUUGACAGCAUCCUCACUUUUGGUUUUCGUUUGGGAGUGAUCGCUGGAUCGGUGCUUUUUCUGGGAUGGAGUUUGAUCAAGAGAAAUCCUGUCAGUCGAUUUAAGCAAUCUUUUCUAGACCAAUUAUUGCAGACCGAGCUCCGACAUGAACGGACUGAAAUCGUGACAAUGCGCCUCGGAUUUCAUUGGAUAGCCCUUAGCUUGGUCCUGCUGCUGCAACAGGAUCUUCACCAGGAUACUGCACAGGCUGCCCACAUCCUAGGCAUAUUUUCUUACCAUUUAAGCUCGCACUUUUUGGUGCUGCAGCCGUUGGUUAAGGCCCUAGUCAAACGGGGACACAAUGUGACGUUAAUUACACCAGAAUUAAUGCCACCCGACAUCGAUGGAGUUCGACAUAUACGCAUUGCUAAGCUAAACAAACGCGUACAGGAAAUGGUCGAAUCCGACCAACUUUUGGACUACUUUGGUAAUAAGUGGAUGGAGAGUGUACUGGCUGUGACAAUGCUCUUCAACAUGUCCCAAGAUAUCCUGAGAGACGAUGCCGUCCAGAAGAUGCUACAGGACAAGAGGGAGCAUUUUGACCUGGUCAUGAUGGAACCGUCCGGUUUGGAAGCACUUUACGGCCUGGUGGAGUACUAUAAUGCCAGCCUGAUGGGAUUGUCCGGUGGAAUUGUCAGCUGGAACACUGAGGAAUUGGCGGGAAAUCCGGCACCAAACAUCUACGAACCGAUCUCACACGUAGGUUACUCUAGAGACCACACGUUGGUAAGUCGGCUUUACAACUGGAUCCAUAUCACUGAGGAGAUGUUGCUGGAACGUUUGAUAAUAAGGCCAGCUCAACUCAGUAUCUUCAAAAAAUUCUUCGGCUAUUCGGAGCAAAAAUUUUAUGAGCUGCGGCACAGGUACUCGGUUAUCUUAGUGAACAACCACUUCAGUAUGGGCAGGGUGCGAGCUAAUGUACCCAACAUCAUUGAGGUGGGAGGUCUGCAUCUCAGCGAACCCCCGGAACCAUGCGAGGAUGAUUUGCAGAGAUUUAUGGACGAGGCGCUGCACGGAGUCAUCUAUUUCUCCAUGGGACUUGAUAUAAUGGUGCAGUUUUUACCGGAAAAUAUGCAGCAACCGCUGAUGCAGUCAUUUGCCAAACUUAAGCAGCGGGUGAUUUGGAAAAACGAGUUCUUUAACAUGCCCAACAAAUCGGACAACAUAUAUGUCAUUGAAAAAGCACCACAGCGCCACAUUUUGAAUCAUCCCAAAGUCGUUCUGUUCAUCACAAACGGCGGACUUCUGAGUGUAAUGGAGGCGGUUGACAGCGGAGUUCCGAUGCUGGGACUGCCGCUGUUCUUUGACCAAUAUAUUAAUUUGCAGUAUGUAAGGCAAGCUGGUAUGGCCGAGAUCUUGGACUCGAAUGCAUUGAACACGGAAAUCCUUACCAAUACUAUCGAAGAGAUACUACAAAAUCCUGAAUAUGAUAUGAACGCUAGGAAAAUGUCGCACACCUUCAGGGACCGACCCAUGAGUCCAUUGGAUACGGCUGUCUGGUGGACGGAGUACGUCCUUAGAAAUAAGGAUGCCACACACAUGCGCCUCAAGACGGAAGAGAUUUCCCUGAUGCGAUACUACAGAUUAGAUUGGCUUCUCCCCUUUGGUCUACGCUUUGGAAUCGUUUUUGGAUCAGUAAUAUUUUUGAUCUUCAAGAUGUUUCAAAAAAGUCGAGAAAGGCAAAGACGAAGGCAGGAACGAGAAGUAACAUUUACGCAGAUUAGCUUGGCUGGAUCAAGAUUGCAAAUACAUUAAUUUUACACCAAGUAUUAGUAUGAUUUUAUGUUAACCUUACCCGAUUUCUGUAAACAUGUUAUUUUAUUAAUUUAUCUCAAAAGUAUACUUCGAUUUUCAUUAACGAUCAUAGUAACGUCUAAUUUAUAGUAUAAGUUUAGUCGUCAUAUAAAAAUUAAUUGUAACCAAAUUUAAUAUCUUAUCUGA